UUCCUUUAACUAUAUCUCUUCUAUAAAUAUACCCCAUAGACUCUCUUUCCUUCAUUCUUCUCUUUAUUUUCCUUUCUUGUUUCUGCUCUUAUUUUCUUCAGGGUUUUUCCUAGAAAAUAUCUUGUAAUGGCAGGAAUUGAGGCCAAGUUUCAGCAGAACCCACCUCUGGGAACACACAAGCUUUUCCUUGGAGCCCAUAUAUGCUUGAGAAUUUUGACAGUAACUGCUACAUUGACUGCAGCUUGGAUGAUGAUCACCAGCAAGCAAACCGUUGAGGUGUAUGGGAUCCAAGUUGAAGCCAAGUAUAGCUACUCAUCAGCUUUCAAGUUCUUCUCCUACGCAAAUGCUAUUGCAUGUGGCUGUUCUGUGCUGACCUUGUUCCCAGCUUUCUCCCUCUUCUAUCGAGGCUCAACCCCAAUGAAGUUCUUCUUGUUGUUCCUGCAUGAUUUGUGCAUGAUGUCUUUGGUGCUGGCUGGUUGUGCUGCUGCAACUGCAAUAGGAUAUGUUGGAAGGUAUGGGAAUAACCAUGCUGGUUGGAUGGCCAUCUGUGACCAAUUUGACGAGUACUGCAACAGAAUCAGACUCUCUCUGAUGUUCUCUUACUUGGCCUUUGUUUUCAUACUGAUGCUCACCAUUAUGUCUGCAAACAAGUCCAGAGAAAUUCGAGUCUGGGAAUGA
Molecule: messenger RNA, 678 nt
Organism: Vitis riparia (riverbank grape)
Lineage: Eukaryota; Viridiplantae; Streptophyta; Magnoliopsida; Vitales; Vitaceae
Product: CASP-like protein 1F1
Exons: 3
Coding region: 127-678 (183 amino acids)
Source: RefSeq, a predicted model, not a curated record